GCAGCGAUUACGUGUAUGACGGAGAGAAUUAUAAUCAGGCAUUUUGCAGGCCACGCGGCGGUUGGGGUCCUUGACUGUUGGCUAAAUCCAAAUAACCUUAUGUCAGAAGAAGUGGAGUUUGUGUGGACGAGAGCUCAGUGUUCAGUAUAAAGAAUGGCAGGCCCAACGUAAUACCUGGACUACAAAGCUGAGCUCCACCAGCAGUUGGUGGAUGUACAAUACAACCAGCCUUCAAUUUUUGUUUAUCUGUUUUGAAACUUGUCCACCUCCAGCAACUACAAAGUGACAAUGUACUGCCUCCAGUGGUUACUUCCGGUCCUGCUGAUCCCAAAGCCACUGAACCCAGCUCUGUGGUUCAACCAUUCUAUGUUCAUGGGUUUCUACUUGCUUAGCUUCCUGUUGGAAAGGAAGCCAUGCACCAUUUGUGCCUUAGUGUUCCUCGCAGCAUUGUUUCUCAUCUGCUACAGCUGCUGGGGGAAUUGCUUCCUUUACCACUGCCAUGACUCUCCACUGCCAGACUCUGCACAUGAUCCCAGCAUUGUGGGCACCUAGACUCCAGGUUUUCAAGAAAUCCCAAAUGCUUCUUGGACAAAUCUUGGACAAAGUCUGACUGUGAACGAAUAAAUAUCUAAUGAGAAAUGCUGAGAAGUUUGCAGAGAUGAGAGCCUCACUGAAGUCAUACUUUAAUUAAUCACAAGCUAACCUCUUGCUGUUACUUUGUUUUCCAUCCAAGAGAUUAUAAAUCUUGGACCAUGGGUUGCUUAUAGGGCUCUUCUGUUUUAAUCUUUCAUCCCAACUUUCCUUUAUUUUCCUGGAUACUGAAAGUUUCUGUAAGCAUGUAUGAGAUUUAUCAUAAACCUAUCUGUUCUUGUGUCAAUCAGUUUAAGUCCCAGGGUCUGAGGUGACUUCAGUGGUGGUGAAUGUCCAAACUGAGCUUUCUAGAGCUCAAAAGUAUUUAAAGUAAAGAGCUGUACUUUUGUGCAGUUCAGUUUGUUCAAAUGCUGUCACAGCUUUUAAUUCAAUAAAGUUCAUAAUGCACAAAA
Hemibagrus wyckioides is the source of this 1043-nucleotide messenger RNA. It is a transcript of the gene blcap, whose product is annotated as bladder cancer associated protein. Bases 289 to 552 code for a protein of 87 amino acids. The transcript is spliced from 2 exons. Lineage: Eukaryota; Metazoa; Chordata; Actinopteri; Siluriformes; Bagridae. The record is from RefSeq and is a predicted model, not a curated record.